This is a messenger RNA of Drosophila teissieri, 2447 nucleotides long. It is a transcript of the gene wgn, whose product is annotated as tumor necrosis factor receptor superfamily member wengen. The transcript has 5 exons. Gene Ontology annotation, molecular function: protein binding. The record is from RefSeq and is a predicted model, not a curated record. Lineage: Eukaryota; Metazoa; Arthropoda; Insecta; Diptera; Drosophilidae. Bases 505 to 1560 code for a protein of 351 amino acids.
GCGAAUAGCUGCGUAUCGCAUCGCUGCGAUCGAGCGCCGAAGAAAACCGAGCCGAGGAAAACGUAUUUCCACUUGCCUGACCAUAGAUAUUUUGCUGGCGCAGCUCGCACUCGCACUCGCGACGGCCAAUGAAAAGUGCAGUGAAUGUACCAGUUGUCGAUGAUUUUUUUUCCUGUUGCGCGGUUGCCAGUGCGAAAAGAAUAGAAUAGAAAAGAAAAGUGCUAAUUGUGCAAUUGCAAUUGCAAUUGAUUGACAACCCGAGCGAUCGAUUUUAUCGGUUGGGGGGCAGUGCGUUGGAUCGUUAGAUCAUUCAAAGUCAAAGAUGAAAACAUGAAGCCUGCCGCCGCCGUCGCGAAUCCGAAUCCGAAUUGAAAGCCACUAAAUAGUAGAAGGCAGCGAAAGGCAGCGAAAGGCAGAGGCAGAGGCAGCAGACGCAGAUCAUCGCAGAUCAUCGCAAAUCACCGCAGAUCGCAAACAACAACCAACGAGUGGAGAAGCGAAAAAAUGAUGCCGCCAAGACUGCCAGGCGGCGGCCAUGGAGCAGGAGGAGUCAUGGGUAGUCGGAGCACCAGCAGUGGCCACCACUUAAACACAAUGUUUCACAAGCGCCGACGGAGGCGACAGCAGCACCACAUCAGUAUCAGCCACGGCAGCUACCUGGCCCUGCUCCUGCUCUCCACCACCUGCUCCCUGGUGGCCACCAGCGCCUCCGCUUCAUCCGCAUCAUCCUCCACUGGCAUUGCGCCACCAGAUGCGCCGCCGGUCAGCCAGUUGUCCAUCGCCUCCAGCUCGCCCUGCGCCCCACAGCAUUGGUGGGACUCGCAGCGGGAUCGCUGCACACCGUGCACCCGCUGCCAGGGCGAGAUGAUACCGCUGCGUCCCUGCCAGCUGCACACGGACACCAUCUGCGGCUCCAUAUACGACCUCAAGAUCGACUGGGUCGUCCUGGCCAAGACCGAGCCCAACUGGAAGGAGCGCCGAAAGUCGUCCGAGUAUGAGCACUUCGAGCACAAUGCCCCACUGCAGCACCUGACCCACGAGCAACUGCAGCAGCUGCACGAGGAGGCCGCCGCCGCCUGGGCGCUCGACUGGCAGACUGGCGUCCUCUACGUGGCCGUGCUCACCUGCCUGGUCUUCUUCUCGGUGGCCGCCUGCAUCCUCAUCCAUCACAUGCGCCAGUGGCGUCGCAUGGAGCGUCGCCUGGACCAGGAUGUGGAGGAGCUGUCGACCAAGCUGAUGGCCAAGCUGGCGGAGGUGCAGAGCCUGGACGGAGGCACCUUCUUCAUCGGCAACGCGGACGCCUUGCGAGGACUGCCCGCCUCCGCAGCGACGACGCAUCCAGCCACGACGCAGUCGGGGAUCUUCCAGCCACAACACGUGCUGCUGCCUGAGAAACGCGGCAAGCAGCAGGAGCGACGCAUCCUGAAGACCCUGCAGCCCGGCAAUGUCUACAUCGAGGAGAGCAACGCGGGACUCGGUGGCAUGAGUGGCAUGGGCGGCAUGGGCGUGGGCAUGGGCGUGGGCCUGGGCGUCCGUGGCUGUUCCGGCCUGAAGGGCUGAGCUGAGGAGUGGCGGGUGAGGGGACAUACUUAAGCAGUGGCUAUGCGGCAGCAUCAACGCAGGACGAAGCGAGAAUGCAUCCGGAACACGAAGCGGAACCGGAAACGGAACCGGAAUCGAAACCGGAAACGGAAAUGGGAUUGGAGAAAGAACUUUGUACAAACAGCCGCUUAACAGGAGGAAGACGGAAGGGAACCGAAACUAUUAUUAUUUUUUAUAUAAUUAAUCUUAUUCUAAUUAUUACGACUUUUUUUUUUCUCUUGUCCUAAUAUUUAAUUGAAUCGUUAUGUUGACUUGUUUGUAAUGCGCGGACAGAUGAGGACGCCGGGGGAAUCCCGAGCGAUGCGGCAGAAUGUUUUGUACAUAGAGAUGAGGCAUGUGGCAUGAGGCCCACCCACGUACGAGUAUAUGAUAGAAGCGAUUUAGAUUAACAAAUCUCUACUUAAUGUAAAUACUAAGGCGAUCGAACACGCGACCCCAAACGCAACGAAUGCACCACAUCGUUGCGGCUUGGAACGAAACCAAGUAAUAUUGGCCAACAUAUCAGCUUCUAUAUGCUUGCAACGCAUAUGGAGGCGCGUAUUGUUAACAUCACCCAUAUCCUAGUUCUAGCAUCCAGUAUACAGUAUCCAAUACCCCGUAAUCCCACCAGCAAGUUAAAAUAUCUAACGACAGCAUUUUCCGGCUAGCUGCUACCGAGCUUAAUCGAAUUAACUGCAACAGCAACUGCAACUGCAACUGCAACUGCUUCUGUAACAGUAAUGGUAACAGUAAAGAUACAGAUAUAAAGAUAAGAUAUAGUAAUAAUGCUAAUUAACGGAUAACUAUAUCGAUAGGGAGAAAUGUCUAUGUUCUAAGUGCUAUCAGUGUGCAACAGCAAUAAAAAC